Molecule: messenger RNA, 3902 nt
Organism: Coturnix japonica (Japanese quail)
Lineage: Eukaryota; Metazoa; Chordata; Aves; Galliformes; Phasianidae
Gene: TNFRSF13C
Product: TNF receptor superfamily member 13C
Biological process (GO): positive regulation of T cell proliferation; T cell costimulation; B cell costimulation
Cellular component (GO): external side of plasma membrane
Molecular function (GO): signaling receptor activity
Source: RefSeq, a predicted model, not a curated record
CAGGGGGGGCCUUUAAGAGUCCCUCCCAACUCAAACGACUCUGUGACUCUAUAGGAGAAAACAGCUGGCAGCAGGCACAAAGCUGUUGGCUGGGUGGAGAAGCAGCACCUACGGGUACCUGAGGCAAUGCAGAGGGUGCUGAGUUCACCACUGGGCCCUGAAGCAAGAGAGAGAGAAGUGCAGGGUGUGCUCGGGGAGUUUGUGUUUGAGUCAGGCAGAAGUGGAAGAACUGAGUCACCAGGCCGGGGCUGGUGCUGCUAUGGGGGAGAGCGGAGCCAUGAGGGCACUGGGCAUGGGCAGCAAGCGGCCGCUGGGCUCUGAGGUGGAAGGGGAAGUGAAAAAUCACCUUGGGUGUGGAGCUGGUGGGCAGCAAACAGUUUUGGUCACAACUUUCACUCACCCAGCCAACCUGGCCGGGGAGGAAGAGGCUGUGCUGGGAGGAGCCCGUGGGCUGCGGUAGGCAACAGGCAGGCCUGCUUCAGCAGGGGGACCAGCAGUGGCUGGGUCCUUCCUGUGGGAUGAAGGAGAAAGGGACACCAUGCUUGUUCAGUUUAGGCGUUGAGGGAAGAAUUUUCACUGAGUGGGCACUGCUACUGCCUCAGUAGCACAGGCUGCCCAAAUUGCUGUGGGUGCCCCAUCCCUGUAGGUACAAGGCCAGGUUGGUUGGCGCCCUGGGCAGCCUGAGCUGGGGGGUGGCAGCCCUGCCCACAGCAUGGGAUAAGACUGGGUGGGCUCUGAAGUCACUUCUGACCUAAAAUAUUCUGUGAUGGAGAAGAGCCACCUGUAAAGCAGAAAUCCAACCCUUACAUACUUCAGGUUUCAAACACCAGGAUUUGACAUAUGGAUGCCAGUGGCAGGGAUUCUCUUGCUCACGACGAGGCCUUGAGGCCUUUCAUGGUGCAUUUAGUCCCCUCUGAGGGUAGUGGGGCCAGACUUGUUCCCAGUUACUAUGAGCAGAGACAGCUCCAAACCCCUGAAGAAUAGGAGACAUGGCACUAAGGGGCUUCAACACUCCUUGCCAAGGGCCUAAGCUGCAAAAUGAAGGGUGUAGCAGGCAGGUUCAGCCCUUUUGUGUCGGUCUUGGAGUGAAGCAGAGCACCCGGCCCUGUGAUUUCUGUCCCACAGCCUAUGUGGAUAUACGGCCCGCCAUGGGGCUUCUGCAAGGGGAUGCCAGCAAAUAUCCUGAUGGUGAAGGCUGGGGUAGAUCUUGGACACUCAGGGGCUGGGGGUGACGUCAGCUGGGGAGGUGAGCCAGGCGGGCCUGGGUGGGACACAUUUUAGCAUCACGUUUUUGAGCAGAGGGGCUGUCAGUGGGUGCGUUGUUGGCUUCCUCCUCCUGGGCGAAGAUCCGCCCCGGGGGAAGUGCAGCACCCGGAGCCCCAGGGGAGCUGAGGCAGCUCGACAGACUGCAUCUCCCUCUGCCACCCGCCCCAGGGCUCUGCGAUUUCACACUCGGGCGGCCGCUCUGCGCCGAGCCAUGCAGGAGCGCUCGGCCAUGGCCUCUCCGGGAAAAGCAGACGGUGGUGCCUCCUGCCUCUCCUCCCAGUGCUUCGACCCCCUCACUAGGUCCUGCGUGAUGUGCUCUGAGCUGUUUGGGGACAACACAACAGAACCCGCCCCUGGAGUGCCCAGCUCAGACACACUGCCCACUGUCCCCUCCACGGACCUGCCCAGCAGCCUCCUGAUCUUCGGGGUCCCUGCGCUGGUGGGGCUCCUCCUGGCCCUGGCAGCUCUCUGGGGCUUCCUUGCCUGCAAGUUGGGGAAGCAGAGGAGGAAGAGGAGGAAGACAGAGCGGGAGGUUGAAGAAAACCUGGGUGAUGCCGGCCUCCUGCCCAGCUCCAGCUGCUUGGAUGUCAGUACUACAGAGGGUAGUGCUGACCCAGCACAAAUCCCCUGCCCACACCGCAACGGAGGUCUGAGGACACCCAGAAGGGAUGGAGCGAAGCGGCGGCCAUGCUGCCAGGGUGAUACCAAGGGUGACGUGGUGCUUCUGGCCACAACCUGGCCCCACCAUAAGGAGCACGGCCACAGCUUCCCGCUGCCAGCCACCGAGCUAGGAGCCACUGCCUUGGUCACCACCAAAACCACCCAGGAGUGUGUGGGUGAAGAAAGACUGUGAUGGCCAGGAAACGGAGCUGGGGCUCUCCCUACAGGCAGCCAGAGCCCUUCCCUAGCGGGUAAAGCAUUGCAUGGACAUGAGCUGCAUCAGAAACGGAUUUUACAUUUUAUGUUUCCCCAUUUUUGUGGAGUCCCAGCCACACCUGCAGUUACUGGAGGAAACCCUAGGAUUCAUGCUGCGUUACCGGUAGCUGCUGAGCUAUGGAACUGGGGAUUCCAGAUGGGUCUGCUGCUGAAUAGGGCACUUUUAGGGACAUGGGGCUGGAAGACCAGCAAGAGGAGAAGCAGGGAGUUCCUUUAGGAUCAAACCCCAUCACCAUUAGUUCAAUUAUUGCUACUGACCAACGGCUUGGGGCCUCAUGGAGAAAAGCUCAUCCAGCAUCUGCUCUGUGCACAGUCCUGCUUCUCCUGUCCCCUGCAUGCUGUGACAUCCACUUCCCUGCUCCCUUUGGGCAUUGUUGUUUGGUUGCAGGCACCCAUGGACAGCCAUGGGAACUCCCUCUGUAUCUUGAAUGCCCAGGGAAUGGAAAACAAUUUGCCUUUUUGAGCAGGAAGCAAGAGAAAGAAUCGGGGAAAUCUGUCUUUGCUCUGAGCUACGGUAACUGAAGUCAGUGAGAACCAGAGGCAGGCAAUGGAGUCUGCUGGUCGGGAGGAGCACUGGCUGCAGGAGCUUGUCAUGAUGGCCCCAGACAACCAUCGCUUCAGCUCACGGUGGCUGCAAAAAUACUGCAUGUCACUUGUGGUGACAGGACUCACAGUGAUGGAUGUACCCGUGCUGCACACAACCAGGCAGGGAGUGAUGCCGAGCGUGGGAGGGAUGACUUAAUUUAUGUGUGUGGCUUCAGGGAGUUGCUGUGCGUGAGAAUUGACCAGCAGCGCCAGUCCAAGGCAGCUUGAUGGCCAUGCUCACCCACAAGCUGAUGGCUCACCUGUACAGGAAGCUUUGGGAAUGAAGCCAUUAGUGAAGAUUGUGCUCCCUCCUGAUAUCCCAGCUCUGCUCCUCAUCCACCACUUAUUCUGGCUUCCUAUGUCACCACCACCAAUGUCAGCGCCACCCCCCAGCUAGUGUUCUCAUCCCUAUCAUGGCCUUCAGAAGAUGGAGGACCCUGCAAUGUUUACUCAAUAGCCAUGGAGGUCCAAGGUUUGUCGUAAGAUUGACCAGUGACAUUGCGUCUGGUGGCGUUGCCUCUGCAGGACCACGCAGUCCUGUUAGAGGGUGAUGCCUCCUUCCUCCCCUUGCCAUGGAUGCCAAGCUGGCUUUGCUGCCUUCUCUUCAACAGUGAACCAUUUGGACAUAGGAGCCUAUGUUCAUCACCACACUUCCUCUUUCGCCUUGCUCCAGAUAGCGCCUAACUCAGCUCAAGACACGAUGUGUCCCCAUUGCUGGAGAUGCCGUCUCUGCACAUCUUAUCAGGUGGAAGUGCUUUGACAUCAAGACCAGCCCUGGGGACAUUCAGAACACCUCUGGGGACGUUGACUCCACCAAUUCCCUGGUUGUAAUAGAAGAACCACUGGGAGGCAGGACAACCUGCUUCAUGGACAGCGGGGCUGGGAGGUGAAGCUACCAAUGCUGCUGCAUCUCACCUUCUAUGGCUGUGACAUGUGGGUGUGGUGCAGACCCCACACCAGAAAAUAAACUCCUGUAAUAACCCCGCUGGAAGAAAAAAUCCCACUUUCUGCUCAGGUGAGGGCUAUGGCUCUUAUUUCUUCAGGUGUUUCUGCUUUGCAGGAUGCCAUGGUGAAGGGCUGGCAUGGGCUGCCCAGGGAAGUGGUGAAGUCACUGU